AGUAUGACAGAAGUGAUUUGCAGAUUUAGGUUUACCAAUUCCAUUUUUUCAGUGAAGUUUAUAACGCUAUAUAAUCAAAAAUAUUUCACGAAAAUACCUAAAUCAUUAGUAUUUUUUAGUAAAAACGAACAUAUACGUGGUAAAUUUUCUGUCUGAAGUAAUUGAGUAACAAAUAACCACGAUGACGCUGACGUCCGCUGCUGGUAUCAUCUCUCUGCUAGAUGAGCCCAUGCCCGAUUUGAAGGUAUUUGCUCUGAAAAAACUCGAUAACAUCGUAGACGAGUUUUGGCCAGAGAUCUCGGAAUCUAUCGAGAAAAUUGAAAUGUUGCAUGAGGAUCGAUCAUUUCCUGAAAACAAAUUGGCUGGCAUGGUUGCGUCGAAAGUAUUCUAUCAUUUGGGUUCAUUUGAAGACGCACUAACUUAUGCCCUAGGUGCCGGGGAUUUGUUCGACGUAAAUGCACGCAACGAAUACACUGAAACUAUUAUAGCCAAGUGUAUCGACUUUUACAUUGCACAACGUAUUGCUUUCAUUGAAAAUCCGAAGGAGGCCAAGACUGUUGACACACGUCUCGAAGCGAUUGUCAACCGCAUGAUUCAGCGUUGCUUGGAUGACGGUCAAUAUCGCCAAGCAUUAGGAAUCGCUUUGGAAACCCGUCGCAUGGAUAUUUUUGAGCAGUCCAUUAUGAAAUCGGAUGAUGUUAGUGGCAUGUUGGCUUAUGCCUACAAUGUGACAAUGUCGUUAAUUCAGAAUCGCGGCUUCCGUAAUGAAGUAUUACGCUGCUUAGUGGGCCUAUAUCGCGACUUAGGCAUACCAGACUACGUAAAUAUGUGCCAAUGUUUAAUAUUUUUGGAAGACCCACUUGCAGUGGCAGAAGUCCUCGAUAAACUAACUCGAUCCUCAGUUGAAGGCAAUAAUUUAAUGGCAUACCAGAUUGCUUUCGACUUGUAUGAAUCGGCAACUCAAGAAUUUUUGGGUAAAGUACUUCAGGCACUUAAGGAAACAGCACCAAUUCCCACAGCAUUACCGUCAACUUUUAAGCCUCAGGGCACAAAUGCCGCUGGCAGCGAUGAUGCAUCGAAGUCAUCUAACGAUGAGAAGCCUAAGUCGACAGAAGAUUCUGCCGGAGAUGCCGAAGGCGAUGCUAAGAUUGAGAGGACAAUUGACUCCCUGAACGACUCCGAAAAGGCCCACCAAAAAAAUAUUGAGAAGCUUAUUUCUAUUUUGUCUGGCGAAGUAACCAUUGACCUUCAGCUGCAGUUCUUAAUUCGCAGUAAUCAUGCUGAUCUUCAAAUCCUUCGAGGCACAAAAGAAGCUGUGCGAGUAUCAAUUUGCCACACUGCUACGGUAAUCGCCAAUGCUUUUAUGCAUGCUGGCACAACCUCCGAUCAAUUUUUACGCGAUAACUUAGAUUGGCUGGCGCGUGCCACAAAUUGGGCAAAAUUAACAGCCACUGCAUCUUUGGGUGUCAUCCACCGUGGACACGAAAAGGAUUCUUUGGGUCUUAUGCAAAGCUACUUGCCAAAGGAGACUGGACCCAGCUCCGGUUAUUCUGAGGGUGGUGGCCUGUAUGCUUUGGGUAUGAUUCAUGCCAAUCAUGGUGCAAACAUAAUCGACUACCUUCUACAGCAAUUAAAAGAUGCUCAAAAUGAAAAUGUUCGUCAUGGAGGCUGUUUGGGGUUAGGUCUUGCAGCAAUGGGCACUCAUCGUCAAGAUUUGUAUGAGCAGCUUAAAUUCAAUUUGUACCAAGAUGAUGCUGUUACCGGUGAGGCCGCUGGUAUAGCGAUGGGUAUGGUAAUGCUGGGCUCUAAAAAUGCCCAAGCAAUCGAGGACAUGGUUUCGUAUGCCCAAGAAACACAGCAUGAGAAAAUCUUAAGGGGGUUAUCAGUUGGUAUUUCAUUAACCAUGUUUGCACGCCUAGAAGAGGCGGAUCCAUUGGUUACCAGUUUGUCCACUGACAAAGACCCCGUACUUCGACGUUCUGGCAUGUACACUAUAGCAAUGGCUUACAAUGGCACUGGAAGCAAUAAAGCUAUUCGCCGCCUAUUACACGUCGCAGUUUCUGAUGUAAAUGAUGAUGUACGACGAGCUGCGGUAACUGCUAUUGGUUUCAUCCUCUUCCGUACACCUGAGCAAUGCCCCUCUGUUGUAAGUUUACUAGCGGAGUCUUACAACCCACACGUUCGAUACGGUGCUGCUAUGGCUUUGGGCAUUGCUUGUGCUGGUACCGGUCUGCGCGAAGCAAUUGGCCUCUUGGAACCUAUGGUUAAAUUUGAUCCAGUAAAUUUUGUACGUCAGGGCGCUCUCAUCGCUUCUGCUAUGAUUCUGAUUCAACACACUGACCAGACUUGUCCGAAAAACACCUUCUUCCGUCAGCUUUAUGCCGAAGUAAUCAGCAACAAGCAUGAAGAUGUCAUGGCCAAAUUUGGUGCCAUCCUCGCUCAGGGCAUUAUUGAUGGAGGCGGUCGCAAUGCUACACUUUCAUUGCAAUCGCGCACUGGACAUACUAAUUUGCAAGCUGUGGUAGGAAUGCUGGUAUUCACUCAGUACUGGUAUUGGUUCCCAUUAGCACAUUCACUCGCGUUGGCAUUUACUCCAACCUGUGUUAUUGGCUUGAACUCGGAUCUUAAAAUGCCUAAGAUGGAGUUCAAAUCUGCGGCAAAACCAUCUCUGUAUGCCUACCCGGCGCCCUUGGAAGAAAAGAAAUCAGAGGAGCGUGAAAAAGUGGCUACAGCUGUGCUCUCUAUAGCUGCGCGCCAAAGACGUCGAGAAAUUGCUGAUAAGAAGGAGGAAGAUAAUAAAAUGGAUGUGGACGAGGAUAGCAAGGAAUCAAAGAAGGACGAUAAAAAAAUGGAUGUUGAUGAAAAGAUCGAGAAAAAAGACGAAAAGAAAAAGAAAGAUGAGAAAGAAAAGAAGAAGGAGGAAGACAAGGAGACAGUCGAUAAAAAGAAAGAAGAAAAAGAAAAGGAAAAAGAGAAAGAAAAGAAGGACAAAAAAGAACCUGAACCCAAUUUCGAAAUCCUACAGAAUCCCGCUCGUGUCGUGCGCCAACAACUUAAAGUUGUUAGCGUUGCUGAAGCUCAGGCUUAUAUACCCCUCAAGGACGUGACAAUUGGUGGUAUUAUUGUACUGCAACAUACAGGCAAAUCUGCUGAGCAAGAGUUGGUUGAACCAGUUGCAGCUUAUGGCCCAAAGAACGAAGACGCUAAGGAACCCGAGCCUCCAGAGCCAUUCGAAUACAUAGAAGACUAAAUGGGAAUGCUUUUUAUCAUUUUGUAAUUUUAUUGUAACCUAUAGAAACUCAACGCACUUAUUUUCGCGUUUCACAUUAAAAAUCUUAUAAAAAUUAAA
Anastrepha obliqua is the source of this 3349-nucleotide messenger RNA. It is a transcript of the gene Rpn2, whose product is annotated as 26S proteasome non-ATPase regulatory subunit 1. The record is from RefSeq and is a predicted model, not a curated record. Lineage: Eukaryota; Metazoa; Arthropoda; Insecta; Diptera; Tephritidae. Gene Ontology annotation, biological process: regulation of protein catabolic process; proteasome-mediated ubiquitin-dependent protein catabolic process. Gene Ontology annotation, molecular function: enzyme regulator activity. Gene Ontology annotation, cellular component: nucleus; proteasome complex; proteasome storage granule. The transcript is spliced from 4 exons. The coding region runs from base 182 to 3250 and encodes 1022 amino acids.